Messenger RNA from Bactrocera dorsalis (oriental fruit fly), 1832 nucleotides. Its product is annotated as piggyBac transposable element-derived protein 3-like. NCBI's taxonomy places the organism in Eukaryota, Metazoa, Arthropoda, Insecta, Diptera, Tephritidae. The record is from RefSeq and is a predicted model, not a curated record. The transcript has 3 exons. Gene Ontology annotation, molecular function: sequence-specific DNA binding. The coding region runs from base 210 to 1832 and encodes 540 amino acids.
UUAACUCAGUUAACCCCAGCGUGACCAUAUGGUCACGCAAGAAGUAGUAGUUGAAUUAAAAAAAAAAAUCAGAGCUCACCCGAAUAAUUUCCUUUGAACUAGCUUUUUCCAUGUAAAUACACAUGCGCGAAGCGAACUGCGUUUAAAAUUUUUCAUAAAGUGUCUUUGUUUCGAAGUGAGCAGUCGUGAAAAAGUUGAAAGAAAAAAAGAUGACAAAAAAUGCGAAUUUUGAUAGAAACAAUAGACGUUUAAACACACAAGAGGUUAUUGACUAUCUAAAUGACUUUUGUGAUAGCGAUGAAGAAGAUUCGCCCGCUGCUCUAUAUAUUUUACCUCCGGACAACGAAAAUGGUGCAAUCAGUGGAGAAGAUGAUGGUGAUGAAGACGACGUAGGUAAGCCAGAGGAUAUAUGUGUUGGUCAAUUGAAGGCACCUUGUGAGUUAGUGAUGAGCAGUGGUAAAAGGGUUUUAACGAUUGAUAAUGAUGAUGAGGAGGAUGACUUGGAAGUUGCUGAUUCUGUGUUGAUCGACAUAUUAGAAAACUCUACUCAGAACUUGCAAACUAAUUUGUUAGAGGAACAGGGCGAAAUGUCAAUAGAACCGUCCUCAUCACAACCUGAAACGUAUGUCAGCGGCUUACGAAAAGUGAAACCUACACCGUCGUCAGUGCCACCGCCACUGUUACGUAAGGAAUCACAUUUUACGUGGGUAGAAGAUAACUCGGACGGAUUGAUCCCCAUUUUCCCUUCACGAAAUUUUGAAGACUGUAAGGUGAAGCCUCAUGAGCAACUUGAAAAGUUUUUUGACGAUGAACUCAUAGAGCACAUUAUAAACGAAUCGCGAAGAUAUGCAAUUUUUCUUGGUAAACCAAAUCCUCAAAUUACCAGUGCGGAGCUUAAAGUUUUCAUAGCCAUCUUGUUGGUCAGUGGAUACAAUGGUCGAAGUACGUUCAAGUCAUUUUGGAGCGUUGACAAUGACAUGCGCAAUGAAAUGGUAUACUUAGCUAUGCGUAGAAAUCGAUUCGAGGAAAUUUUGAGAUUCUUACACUUUGAGGAUAGUUGUAAAAAAAUAACUGACGGAGAUAAGAUGUGGAAACUGCGGUCCUUAACCGACCACUUAAAAUCAAAUAUGCUGAAGCAUUUCCAUCCGGAACAACAGCUUUCAUUUGACGAGAGCAUGAUAUCAUAUUUUGGGCGUCACGGAUGCAAGCAGUUCAUCAAAGGAAAACCAUUACGGUUCGGUUAUAAAGUUUGGUCCUUGUGUACGAUAUCGGGAUAUUUAGUUAAUUUUGAAAUUUAUCAAGGAAAUAAUCCUCGUGCCAAUAGUACCUACGAGCAAACAUUUGGAAAAUGCGCAGCUCCACUGCUGAAUAUGAUAGACGAUUUUACACCAGCGGUUCAGAAUCUACCAUUUUCCUUCUAUUUUGACAAUCUUUUCACCAGUGUUCCUCUGUUAGUUUACUUGAAAGCUCGAGGAUAUACCGCAACAGGUACGAUCCGGGAAAAUCGGCUGCCAAAAAGUUGCCCGAUUGAACAUAAAAAAAUAUUAAAAAAUAAGGAGCGUGGUCAUAUUGAGUCUACAAAAUUGAAAGAAGCUAAUAUUUUUCUCACAAAAUGGAAUGAUAACGCAGUUGUUAGCAUCGCUUCGACUACGUAUGGCGCAAACCCGGUAACAAAUGCAGUUCGAUACUCACAGAAGCAAAAAAAAUUUAUUGAUGUUCCACGGCCAUUAGUUAUCAAGGAGUACAAUAAAUAUAUGAGCGGCGUAGAUCGUAUGGAUCAGAAUGUCGAAAGUGUUGUGAAAAUUGUGCUUUUUCAUAAUUUGCCUGCUUGA